Camellia sinensis is the source of this 846-nucleotide messenger RNA. NCBI's taxonomy places the organism in Eukaryota, Viridiplantae, Streptophyta, Magnoliopsida, Ericales, Theaceae. The record is from RefSeq and is a predicted model, not a curated record.
AUGUCCAAGAAGAUGUUUCCAGAGUACAUUUCAUGCCAUUAUUGGACCUAUGGGGUUUUGAUUGUCCAAACAAUACGCAACAACAUAAUGGCGUCUACGCUUUUGGCAACAACGGCCAUUACUCUUAGUUCACUGAUCAGUGUUUUUGUGAGCAACGCAUCAAGCUCUUCCAAUGUAUCAUCGGAAAUAGUUUAUGGAAACAAAACUGCCAUUAUGUCUUCUAUCAAGUACUUUGCUCUCUUGUUAUGCUUCCUCGUUGCCUUUCUUUGCAAUGUGCAAUCUAUUAGGUACUAUGCUCAUGUUAGCUUCUUGGCUACCUUGCCUACGUCGAUAGACAAAAGGGAAUCUAUUGAGUAUGUCGCUAGAAGCUUGAAUCGAGGAAGCUUGUUUUGGUCGCUUGGGUUACGAGCAUUUUAUCUGUCGUUCCCUCUCUUCCUUUGGAUCUUUGGUCCCAUACCCAUGUUGGUGUGUUGCUGCAUAAUGUCAUUUGUGCUAUAUUUCUUGGACACCACUACCACUUUUACACAGCGUCUCCACAUCAACUCCAUGAAAGAGGGAUCAAGAACUGAUGAUAUUGGGUCUGUAUGUUGAUCAUUGUAGGCGUUGACUUUAUAAAAUGUUAUUCUUGAAAUUAGAGUAGUAAUGAAAGAAAUCUGUCAUUAGUUUUCUGUCUGAAGUUUAUUCUUAAAGAGUUGGAAGGUGCCUCUAGUAAGCAGUUACCUAUAUAUCAGCAUGUCCUGUGUUAGGGCAUGCAUUUGUAUCUUUUUGAGGUGAGAAAGUAGUUUAGGUAUGUACCAACUUCACAGUGAAGAAUAUAAAAAAUUACAUGAUUAUUGCCAAUGUUUC